Messenger RNA from Xiphophorus maculatus (southern platyfish), 2571 nucleotides. RefSeq names its product ATP-dependent DNA helicase pfh1-like. Gene Ontology annotation, biological process: telomere maintenance; DNA repair. The record is from RefSeq and is a predicted model, not a curated record. The annotation marks the transcript as partial. Gene Ontology annotation, molecular function: ATP hydrolysis activity; DNA helicase activity. NCBI's taxonomy places the organism in Eukaryota, Metazoa, Chordata, Actinopteri, Cyprinodontiformes, Poeciliidae. The transcript has 2 exons.
AACCUGCAAACUCGGACAAAACCAGCAGUUGUUCGUUAUGCGCGUUUCUCUGAAACAAAAGAGCCAGAAAGGUUUUAUCAAAGCAUAAUGCAGCUAUUUCUGCCUUAUCGCUUUGAUAGUGAACUGAAACCUGCACAUUGUGAAACCUUUGGUGACUUUUAUCGUACUGGUGUGAUUAGUUUUGUUGAUGGAACAAGGCAUUCAGUAAAGUCUGUUGUAGAUUUAAAUAGGAGUGAAUUUGAGGUGGAAUCUGAUCAUUUUGAGGCUGUGGACAAUGUUACCGGUGAUGUAAUGCUGGAAGAUGCAUGGGCUGAAUUAUGUCCUGAGGUUGAAUUGGAACGAUUGGAGUGUGUGGAAUUACAAAGAGAACGACAAAUAGAAAACAGUGACCAGGAACAAAUCCCUGAUUUAAGUUUGCAGUGUAAAGAAUUUUCAGUAUUUGAGAAAAGAAAAACUACUAGAACUGAAGGCCUUGCAUUAAUUAGAUCUUUGAAUGAAAAACAGUUCUCUGUUUUUUAUCAAAUCAGGCAGUGGUCUCUAGCCAAAGUUAAUGGAAAAAAUCCUGAACCACUGCAUAUUUUUAUUACAGGUGGUGCUGGCACAGGAAAAAGUCAUUUAAUCAAGGCAAUUGAAUAUGAAUCCAAAAGGUUAUUGUCCACUGUGUGUCAGUCUCCUGACAACACAUGCGUGUUACUGACAGCUCCCACCGGCAUUGCUGCAUAUAAUUUAGAAGCAACAACAAUCCACACCACAUUUUCUAUUGGAAAGGAUGUACGCCUACCGUAUACUCCUUUGAGUGAAGAGAAAUUAAAUUCGUUGCGUGUCAAAUAUUGUGAUCUCCAGCUUCUUAUUAUAGAUGAAAUAUCGAUGGUUGAUCACAAUCUCUUAUCGUAUGUUCAUGGUCGAUUGCGUCAGAUAAAACAAACCGUAAAAUCAUAUGGGAAUAUUAGUAUAAUUGUAGUCGGUGACAUGUACCAGCUUCCACCUGUGAAAGGUAAACCACUUUAUUCUGAUGGUGUUGCCACAAAUAUAUGGUCAGAUUUAUUUAAAAUUGUAGAGUUAACUGAAAUAGUUAGACAAAAAGAUGCUGUGUUUUCUCAACUGCUAAACAGGAUGAGAACUCACUCCAAAGGCACACCAAUAUUGGCUGAUGAUUUACAGAUUUUAAAACGUUGUGAAACAGGUGAGGUUAGCUCAGCCUUGCACAUAUUUGCAACCAAUAAACAAGUAAAUGAGCACAAUAUUCAACGAUUAUAUGAGACUUGUCCUGAAUUUGUUAGCAUUGGGGCACAGGACUAUGUCAAUGAUAAGAAAACAGGAAAAUUGAGGUUGUUGGAAGGACAUCAUGCGAAAGCUUCGAAUACUUGCUUAUCGGAAGUGUUGUUAUUGGGUAAAGGAGCGCGUGUUAUGUUGUGUAAAAAUGUUGACGUUAGCGACGGUUUGGUUAAUGGUGUUUGUGGUACUGUUACAGAAAUAUUAAUACCAGAAAAGGACAAGUUUCCUAACGUGGUAUAUGUUAAAUUUGAUAAUGAACGUGUAGGCAUGCAGAAGAGGAAGAGCUGCCACUAUGCAUCAUCAGAUUUGGCUGGAUCCACACCCAUUGGACCUGAGGAGGAGAGAGCCACCGUUAAAGGUGGCAUGCGGCGACAAUUUCCACUCAAGUUGGCAUGGGCAUGUACAGUACACAAAGUUCAAGGACUAACUGUUGACGAAGCUGUUGUAUCUUUUAGUAAAAUAUUUGCACCGGGACAAGCUUAUGUCGCGAUAAGUCGUGUAAGAAGUCUUUUAGGAUUGACGAUUCAAGAUUUUAAUGAAAAAAAGAUAUAUUGUAAGGACGACAUUUUGGUUUCUCUUCAGAGUAUGACACCUCUUUUAAGUGUACCAAUUCAAUUGGAUCGAUUUAACACAUCUGUUUUUACUGUAUUCCUAAUGAACGUGCAAAGUUUGAAUCGGCAUGUAAAAGAUUUAUCCUGUUAUACAGAACAUUGGAAACCAAAAUGCAUUGCCAUAACAGAAACAUGGGUGUCUUCAACCCACACGGAUACAGUAAAGAUAGAUGGUUACAGCUUCACUAACCAUCCACGAUCUUUGUCAUAUACUAACAGGCAUCCGGAACUGAUUGCGUUACAAGACCAACAACAUGGUGGUGUUGGCAUCUAUUGUGCAGACGAUGUAGAGUUUGAAAUCCUACAGCAGCCAGAGCUAAAUUUGGAGUGUUUAGUGUAUCGGUUUUGUAGUUUUAACAUGGUGCUUGGGGUAAUUUACCGACCGCCACUAUACCCUCUGUCACUAUUUAAAAAUAAUUUAGGUGAAUUACUUGAUUGGCUUGAGAAACAAAGUGACACCAUUGCACUGAUUGGAGAUUUUAAUGACGAUAUUUUGAAAUCAUCAACUAUCACAAAAUUUGUUUGUGAUAAAGGAUACCUCCAAAUGGUUGUAGAAGCAACCACUGAAAAAGAUACUUUGAUAGAUCAUGUUUAUGUUAAAUCAAAGACAUAUAAAGUGGAGGCAGUAGUUGUGCCUACAUAUUUUAGUGAUCAUGAGGGUAUAAUGUGUGGUUUUAGCUUGUAA